AUGCCUAAAAGGAGAAACGUCACGUCUAGUGAGCAGAAAAUACCUGCAAAAGAUGACGGUUCAGUUCCCGAGAGGCCUCUGAAACUUCGAAAACAGAAUAGGCCUUUAGAAGAUAAAGAGAUAUGUGAAAAUCUUACAAACGAGAGUGACGACAACUGUAGUGAUUUUGACGACGAUUUUAUUUUAGAGAGCGAUCACAACACGGAAUCUGAACAAUCCGAUGAGGAUGAUGUUGACGUCACGUAUCCCCAUGUUGAGGAAGUUUACCACGGAGAAAUCAACCAUAAUCACGACAAUGAAGAACAGGAAAGAGAAGUACGAGCUCAUGGAAGCCAGGACAUUACAGAACAGAUCGGAAAAGAGACAAUAGUCGGAGAGAAAGAGCAUGGCGCAGCAGAGACUAGAAUUGAAAAGAUCGGAGAGGAGCAGUAUAGCGAAGUAGAGACGCGAAAUGACCAGGGUAGUGAAGAUCUUAGAAUAGACCAGGAGCCAAAUGAAGAAUCAACAGGAGAGCUGCCGCGCUAUUUUUACGGGAAGAAUAGGUACAAAUGGGCAUCGGCGGAACCAUCCCGAACAAGUCGAGUACGCGUGCACAAUAUUGUCAAUGCACCAUCUCAAAGAAAAAGAAGACUGAAGUAA
This is a messenger RNA of Parnassius apollo (apollo), 639 nucleotides long. The record is from the annotation of a GenBank genome assembly. NCBI's taxonomy places the organism in Eukaryota, Metazoa, Arthropoda, Insecta, Lepidoptera, Papilionidae.